GCCGGUGUUCACGUCAGUCGUGUUUUCGCUACAAGUUGUUGGUGAUGUGAAAGUGUUACGAUAAAAAUUAUUUCUGUUAUUAUUUUUAUGUGAACUUGGACAGUAAAAACUCUAAAUAUCAGUAAACUUUCUGUGAACAAUAGCAAAUGCCAGUCAAAAUGUGUUGUGAUGAAACUGUGUAAAAUAUAAUAAUUUCACUCGAAACGUUUCGAAUUCUGGGAAAUUUUGAUUUAGUAAUCUUGGGAUCGGAUGACCGAACCACGAUGUGGGUGCUACUGGCGUUAGGGGUGCUGGCAAACGCCUCCCGCGUCCUGUCCUCGGGCUACUGCUCCCAGAAUACCUUCCCCACCAAUACAUCAUGGAUGCACUUCACCAAGGAGCCGGUGCCCUUCGAGUACGGCUUUCAAGACAAAUUCAAGAGCAUACACUGCUGCGUCAAAGGAUACAGGAGCAUCGAAUGGUUCAAGGACGGCGUGGCGUAUCCAUGGUCGGCGGGCGUGUCCAACCUGAUCCUGUACCCGGAGGCGGCGAACCAGACGCUGUACACGCGCCGGGCGACCCGCGCCGACUCUGGCAACUACACCUGCCGGCUGUCCAACGAGACGCACAGUGAAACGCAUACCGUGGGAUUGGAGAUUCUAGAAAAAGCUACGGACGCUCCGAAAACAAUGUUCAUUUCAAAGGACCAGUGGGUGGAGGAGGGAAGCGCGGUGCGGUUGUUCUGUGAAGCCCUCAUAGCGAGUUCAUACCUUGCUGACGCUCGGAGCGAUUUGAGGUGGUGGAAAGUCUUCCCCAAUGGGACUGACGGUGAACUGUUGCCCUCACAGAAUGAAAUUAGAACGAAACGUGACGACGUGGAGGACAUAAUCGGUUCGUACCUGAGCAUCGAGCGCGUGUCGGCGGCGGACUACGGCACGUACGCGUGCGUCGUCCACAGCAACGACGUCGUGUCGCGCAGCUACGUCACCGUGCAUUAUAAACACGGCGGCGUGGGCGGGUGGGAGGAGUCGGGGGAGGUGCCGUGGCGGGCGCUGGCGGCGUGCGGCGCGAGCGUCGUGCUGGCGGGCGUGCUGCUCGCGGCCGCGCACCGCCGCUACACGCCGCGGCUGCUGCUCGCGGCACGACACGCGCGCGCACGGGCCGCGGGCGCCGCGCAGCGGGCACGAGUGUUGGAGAAGGAGUUCGACGUGUUGGUGUGCUCGACUGCAGUGGACGCGGAGCUGGUGCGCGGCGCGCUGCUGCCGACGCUCGCGCUCAAGUACAAGUACCGCGUGCUCGCGCGCACGCUCUCCAACAACCCCGACAACUGGUACAAGGAGAUAGUGUGCGAGGUGGGGCGGUGCCGGUCGGUGGUGGGCGUGGUCUCGCCGGCGCAGCACACGCCCGCGCAGCUGCUGACGGCGCUGCGACAGCUGCGCGCGCUGCCGCUGCCGCCCGUUGUCGUGCUGCUGCAGGACCUACCCAAGCUGAAGCGCGAGGCGAAGGAGUCGGGCGAGAGCCUGGUGAGCGUGCUGCGGCGCACGCGGCUGGUGGCGUGGCGGCACGUGCACGAGCGCGCCUUCUGGACCGCGCUGCGCCUCGCGCUGCCGUUGCCGCCGCCCCCCCAGCCCGCCAGGGAGGAAAAAACUGAAGUCGAAGAAACCAGGAACCCGAAUUCGGGAAGUAUGACGGCCCUUGUUUGAGGAAACUGAGCUAGGAACACUCAAAGUGCUAGUAUAGUGACAGUGCGUUCGUGAACGUUCAGGACUAUCGCCAAUAUACGAAGACUGUGAAUAUAGUAUUUAAAUUUGUUGUAUCACAUAACUAGGUGUAAGUCAACUGGAAAUUGGUGUUACGGCAAACGAGUGGUCCAUUUUUGACUGCUACUGCUAUGCCAAAAUAUCUUAAAUAUGGAAAUUUUCCUUUCUAAAAUGAUCAAAUUUGGAUCAUUUGUUGUUGUAAUAAAAUCAAGAUAUAUGCGCACAUCUCAGUAUUAACGUAAGGCAAUUUUUGUGUGUCUACGCUUGGAUCUUGUACUGUUACGAAUUUGUAUUCAGACAUAACAUCUAGCAAAUAAUUUUCCUAAAAUCUAUUUUAUUUUCCACAUUGAGUGACAAAACAAGGUAAGUGUUUCCAUCUUAACACUCACAAUAAUUCUCUUAUCAACGCUUUUUAUACUCAUGAAUGUGCUUCAUGUUUUAUUUUACAUUCAAGCAUAGACACACUUACAUUGCACAAAUCUUAAUUAUAUUAUACAUUAUGGCUUGACUGUAACCAGUAUAAAAUUAAUUGUAGGCUUACAUUAGUGUAAAAUAUAAGUCGCUUCCAGAGUAUAUACAUGUUGACUAACUAGUGCCUAAAUCCCCCAUAUUAUUAAAAAUAUUUACUAAGAGGCUUACGUUAAGCCAUGUAGCUAUCUUUGUCUAUCAGAUGACUUUUCUAACGUAUCAGACUGAGAGAGCAACAUGGAUUAGUAAACGCGGAGUUAAAGUUUUUAUUAGUAAAGGGGUAUUGUAUUAACAAUAUACUUACCAUUUUUCUAAGAUCUCAGCUAAAUUCUGAGUGUUGUAUAGAAAUUUCUCCUUUUUGGUUGUGUAUCCCAAGUGAUAUCAUGAAAAUAGUGAAUUAAAAAUAGUAUUGAUCUAUUAUGGCAGCUAAUAUAAUUCCUGCUCACUAUCAUAUCUUGUUUAAUUACUUGUUAUGUUUAACUUUAAAGUUAUUCUUUAUUUUCAUUUCGUAGUGACUAGUAGUAAAGAUGUGAAAUAUUUUCGUAAAUGUUAGUAAUAUACUCAAAGAGUUAUUUGUUAGAAACGUAUUGUAAGUAAUUGUAUUUUUUAGUUUUAAUUAUAUUCUAACAGCGAGCGUGUAAAUGUCUGCCUACUCGAAUGUUUUGUGAGCGACCACAUUCUAUGUUUUAAUUUUCUAUUUUCAUGUUUCCCUCUAUUGUGCCAAAAGGCACCGUAAACAUGACAAUCUAUUUAAUUAUUUCGGUUUAAUUCUAUUUAUUUUAUUUAUGUCUCAAAUUGUUUAUACUCAAAACGUGGUUAAGUAUUUUGUUGUUCUGUCCAUUUUAGCGUAGCGUUAUAUUUAAGUUAGUAGGAGCGUCCGAAUUAUAUCAGCGAGAGGGUAUCGAGGACUGUGAUAUGAGAAGGUGGUUUAGGUGGGAGCGAGGAGGUAUCGACUAAUUUUUUGUAAAAACGUUCAACAAUAGUAUUUACUUACUGAUAAAUUUUACUGUAGAAGUUGAUGCGAGCGCGAUUUUUUGUUGCGAACAUUUUAUAAUGUUGCAUGAAAAUUCAAUUGUAAAUUGCCAAAUAACUCCAAACCUUCACAAAAAGAGUUCGAAAAGUUUCUAUUAAAAUACUUAUAGUACUUGUAACACAUGAAUCGCAAAAAUCUUUGCUAUUCUCUUUUGUAUUUUACCUGUUUGUUUAACGUUGUAUAUAAUAAAGUAUUUUUCAGCUGUUCCAGGAUAGGCAAACGUUUUCUAAGUUUACAUGUUAUGUUUACAAUAAUAUUGUUACAUUCCACAAAUCUCUCUGAUAGUGGUUAAGUUGAUAUAAUUUUUGUGAAAAAUUCAUAUAAAUGAGAAAUAAAUGACUCGAUAAUUAA
Messenger RNA from Aricia agestis (brown argus), 3591 nucleotides. RefSeq lists its product as uncharacterized. The transcript is spliced from 11 exons. The coding region runs from base 264 to 1682 and encodes 472 amino acids. The record is from RefSeq and is a predicted model, not a curated record. Lineage: Eukaryota; Metazoa; Arthropoda; Insecta; Lepidoptera; Lycaenidae.